GGUGGCUGGGGAGGGACAGCGGGCGCGCCGGGCUGUGCUGCAACGCCCCUCGCUAUAAAUGGAGGGGCCGCGCAGCGGAGCGGGAGGAGCGGCGCGGCCGGGCAGGGAGAGCGCGGUAGAGCCCAGCCGAGCCGAGCCGAGCCGAGCCGAGCCGAGCCGAGCCGAGCAUGGUGCAGUGCGAGCGCCGUCGGGGCUGAUCCGCCCGCCCCCGCCGGGCCGCGGCCGCUCCUCGCCCCGGGGCUGGCCGGCCCUCCGCGGAGCCAGGCACAGAAAAUGGGUAAUAACUGAAGACGACCUCACAGCAGGAAAGUGAGAUCAGAUUGGCAAUGCAUCAGUGAGUGGCAUGAUUGAAGACAAGACAAAAAGCAGGCUACAGCAAAAGUAGAUGGCAUUGUUAGCAAUAUGAGCAGAUGACGUCCCUCAGAAGCAGACUUUAGGUGUGAACUCUGUAUUUUUUCCCUGGAGCUAGGUUACAGCUGAAGAGAUCAAGAUGGUCCCAAAUUACUCUACUGAAGAAACCGUUAAAAGAAUCCAUGUCGACUGUCCUGUUUCAGGAAGGCACAGUUACAUCUACAUUAUGGUUCCAACUGUUUACAGCAUCAUCUUUAUCAUAGGUAUAUUUGGGAACAGCCUGGUCGUUAUUGUCAUUUACUGCUACAUGAAAUUAAAAACAGUAGCCAGCAUCUUUCUUCUAAAUCUGGCACUGGCUGACUUGUGUUUUUUAAUAACUCUGCCACUGUGGGCAGCCUACACAGCCAUGGAGUACCAGUGGCCUUUUGGCAACUGUUUAUGUAAGUUAGCGUCAGCCGGGAUAAGUUUCAACCUGUACGCCAGCGUGUUCCUCCUCACAUGCCUUAGUAUCGACCGGUACCUGGCCAUAGUACACCCAGUGAAGUCCCGAAUUCGACGUACCAUGUUUGUUGCCAGAAUAACUUGCAUUGUCAUCUGGCUUCUCGCCGGAGUGGCCAGUUUGCCCGUCAUCGUUCACCGUAAUAUAUUCUUUGCUGAGAACUUGAACAUGACAGUCUGUGGUUUUCGGUAUGACAACAAUAACACAACGCUCCGGGUCGGGUUGGGUUUAUCCAAAAAUUUGCUGGGCUUUUUGAUUCCUUUUCUGAUCAUAUUAACAAGCUACACCUUAAUUUGGAAGACCCUGAAGAAGGCAUAUCGAAUUCAAAAAAAUAAGACUAGAAAUGAUGAUAUUUUUAAGAUGAUUGUGGCAAUAGUAUUUUUCUUCUUCUUUUCCUGGAUUCCUCAUCAAGUGUUCACUUUUCUGGAUGUAUUAAUUCAAUUACAUGUAAUAACAGACUGCAAAAUCACUGAUAUUGUGGAUACAGCUAUGCCCUUCACCAUUUGCAUUGCUUACUUUAACAACUGCUUGAAUCCUUUUUUUUAUGUUUUUUUUGGAAAAAACUUUAAAAAAUACUUCCUUCAGCUAAUAAAAUACAUUCCACCAAAUGUCAGCACACAUCCAAGCCUAACAACAAAAAUGAGCUCCCUCUCAUACCGGCCACCAGAAAAUAUACACUUGCCCACUAAAAAGACGGCCAGGUCUUUCGACACCGAGUGAUGCCUAUUGCAAUCUCCUUUUCUUGAACAACCUUGUGAACAACGCAGCAAGAAUGACAAAAUUCAUCUGCAGUUCUGAACAUCACAGCUUACUGCUCAUUACAGAAACAUUAGAUCACCUCAGAGAAAUCAUACUGUAAAGAUUUAGCAGUGGCCUUCUAUUUUGCAUUGUGAAGAGGACUGUUUGGUUUUCGUUUUGUUUUUCUUUACCAAAAAGCAACAUAAAUGGUGAACAGGCAUGUCAGAGUUUCUGUCCGCAUCCUGCCAUUUACUCAGAGCUACAAAAGAAGGGUAGAGAAAACUCCUAACUCAACUUCAGAGAUCUUUUUAAAGGAAAGGCUUCUUGUAAAAAUUACAUGAAUCAUGAAGGACCUGUUUUGCACAUUCAUGAGCUAUUCCAAAUUUUGUUCAAGAACCUGAUGGAACGACACUGCUUGUUUUUAGGGGUUUAAUGAAAUAAGUGUCAUAUCUUCAUAUUUAUACGUGUUCAAAUAUAUGCUAUAUAUAGAGGCCCAAUUUUAAACUCAAAUAGAAAUUUAAAUCAGAAUGAAACCAAUUUCAAGGACCUUAUGCUACUAUGUUUCAUUUUUAAAAUGGCAAAAUUUUCAUAAUAUAUGCAACAAAAUGCAGAUUUAUUUAUUAAAUAUAGAAUAAAUAUUUUUAGAUUUAUAUUCCUACUCAUAGAUUUCAAACAUUGCUUCAUUAAUGUACAUUUAUAUCCCAGCAGGUAUUUUUAUAGUAGCUUAAAAAAAUAUCUAUAUAAAAACAAAAAUGGGGUUCACUUAACCUUUUCUCAUGGUAUGCCACACUGACUUUGAAGAACAUUACUUACGGAGUGGGUUGACUCCAUACUCUAUGUGACUAAUAGUAAAAUUCUGUAUUUGAAAACAUGAGUUCUGGGACAGAGGUGAUCAGAAAACUUCAAACUAUUUUUGUAUAACCACCAGUGCACUUGAUGAUCAAAUCCACUCAAUUUUUCAAAUUCCUGACAUUUAAUAAACCCGCAUUCUGAUAAACAAAAA
This is a messenger RNA of Phalacrocorax carbo (great cormorant), 2591 nucleotides long. NCBI's taxonomy places the organism in Eukaryota, Metazoa, Chordata, Aves, Suliformes, Phalacrocoracidae. The record is from RefSeq and is a predicted model, not a curated record.